GUUUCGUCGUUAUUGCGAUAACAUGGGAGCACAUCGUUUUUACAGUUAGGCCAUAUGAAAUUCACACAGACAUUGUUGUUGCUCCAAGGAAACGGAAAUUGCACGCCAAAAAAGCCAGUCGAAGCGAAACUCUUGACAAAGUUGAACGCGUUUUAUGUUUGUGGCCGUCGGAGUGCGUUUUGUCGUCGGUUGCGGUACAUUUUUGCGUUUUUUAGUUCUUUUCGGGUGGAAAGAAUCUCGUUCGUUCGUUCGCCUUGCCGCGUUAGCUACCGGUCGUGUGUGUGUGGCGCACCGUAUUAGCUCAAACAGGCGUGCGUGUGCUUGUCGGCCACGCGCACAAAGUGGCGUCUAGACGUUACCCACGCUAAUGGAAAUUUUCGGCUGCUCUUAGGAUAUAAUACAAGAAAUUUGCAUAAAAAUUGUGGUGCUUUGUGUGUUUGUUAUGUGGUGGUUCUAAGCACAAGUGUGUUCUACCUUUAAUUGUUGACCGCAUCGACUAAGUGAAAUAUAUUUCCGAAGGUCCAACAUAAUAGUGCGCUGAAGCUUGUUGUAAAUACUGUAUGUAAAUCUAAAAUUUAGUAUAUACAUACACAUAUAUAUAUAUAUAUAUAUAUGUAUAUAUAUAUUGACAAAUGUAACUCUAUUGUUUGCUCAAAGUAAUCAAUAAUUUUGAUAAACUUCUUUGAUAAAUUUGCAAAACUUUGGACGGCGGCUUCAUUGGAAGCAAGCAGUGCCAGCCAGCGGUGAAAGUGACUCAUAUCGAGCUUACAACGAGUGUAGUUUAAUUUGUACUGUAGAACAAAUACAGAGCAAAGCUAUCGAUACAAAAAAAAAAGUAUGCAAAUCAGUGAAAUUUCAACUGAAAGCCGACAAACAAUAAAACCAACGCAGAAAAUGGAGAUACAAUUAAUUAUGCGCCAAAAAUGCUAAAAACGCGAACUUAUAUUUCAAAUAUUUACAGUAGAGCGGAAUAAAAAACAACAGCAAGUAAAGUUGAUAAGAAAAAGCUGUGAUAAGCAAAUUUCAGAAAAGCUAAGAAAAUUUGGAAUUAUGAAAAUUAGUGUGGCGCAACAAAAAACACGAAAGAAUUGAGAAACAACGCUAAAAUAACGGAGCAGACAAACUUUGCGAAAUAAAACGGACAAAUUCACUAAACGCACACAACAAUAAUUAGUGGUUAGUGAGAGAAAUAAAAAUUAGCAUAACGUGCUGUUGCAGGCGAAAGUGUAGAAAAAACAACAACAACGACACACAUAAUAAUAAUUUGAUAAAAUAAGCGGCAGUAAAUUACACAUAAACCGCUUAUGAAAAUAACGCCGCCACAGUUGUGGCCAGGAGACUAGAUAGUGAAAGAAAUAGAACAAACGAGACAGUCUCGCAAGCAACUUGCAGCAGCCAAAAUUAAAAACACAAAAAUAAAAUCGGAAAAAAAAGCUUAAACACCACAAAAAGUAGCGCAAAGUGAAAAAAUGCGUGCGAAACUUUGCCCAAUGGAGAUGCGCUUACGCAGCGGUAAAAUAAAAAUUUGUACUAGAAAAUCAAUUACAUAAACAACAACAACAAAAGAAACAUAACAAAAAAAAAAAGGACGCAAAUAUGCUACCAACACCGAAAUAAGCAAAUAAUAGAGAAUCCACAAUAUUAAAAACAUACAAAAAAAAAAAAACAACAACAACACAGGCCAAAGUGUGAAUACAAAGUUGGCUAAGCUACUUGGCUGACGUGACAGCUAAUGGCAAUGGCCGCGCAACGCGCACAUAAAUGGCUAAAAUUCUGUACGCGAACUGAGCAGUCACUUAAGCGCGCCUCGGCAGCCGACGAGACGAAAAAACGCGAGUCUAUCGAUUUUUGUGUGAGUCAAUGCAACUUAAAAAUUUAUUGCAUCAUUAGCAAUUUGUAAAUUAGUGCAUCACGUGUAAUAGCGCAGUAAUGGCAUAACGGCAAUUCGUGACGCUUUAGAUUAAAAUAAGCUACUUGUGUUAAGCGUUUUGCAUAACACCCGCCCACCUUAAUUUACCAAUACACAAUCUAAUUAAAUUAAUUCGACAUUUGUGCAAAGUUCACACUGAAAAUCGACAAACGAAUUGCUAUUGCAUACUUUACUAGUUGCCAGUUAAAACGUUAUGCCGCUAGCGUGCCGUUAUUUUAACGGUUACUGCAACCGUUCAACCGAAAACUACGUGUCGGGCCGGAACAACAACAACUGUAACAGCAACAACUGUGGCAGCAAUAACAGAAAUAUACGCAACAUUGACAUUGGCCUCGGACAGCGAGGACAACAGCAAAAUUAAAAAAAAAAUAAAAAAAAAACAAUAACAACAACAAAACUAACAAAAACAACAACAAUAAUAACCAAACACAACAACACGAAAGAUAACAAUAACAACAACUAAACAAUCAACAUUUCAAAUUCGUUUAUGCCACAUUCAAUACACAAUAACAACUGGGUGGCAACAUUUUGCCAGACAACUAACUACAAAGUGUGCACGAAUAAAAACGCCAAAUAGAAGAGGUGAAGCAAAAACAAAAACUAAAGUUCAGCGCACAGUGUAUGCGGAAAGUCAAAGGAAAACGGCAAAUAUCAUAAAAUGGCUACAAUAAAAAUUCGACAAUUGAAUUCAUUUAAAUUGCAACAGCAGCAGCGGCAGGAGUUGCCGAAAGCCAGCUGCCGCAGCGCAUUCGCCUUGCUGUUUAGCCGUUGUUCGUAUUGCGCAACAAAUUAUUUGAAAAGUUAUUGCCGCAUUAAGCGUCAUGGUGUUAAUAAAAAUAAAACUUUAUGUUGGCUGACAUUGACUUUGAUUUUAUUGAGCUGCAGCAGUUGGCAUGGACGGCGCGGCGAACGUGGUGGCGGCGGCGGCAGUGCUUUCUGUUAUGCGCUCGAUAUCGGCACCUGCAAACAGCCGCUCGGCAUGGAAUCCGGUACCAUCGCUGAUACGCAAAUUACCGCUAGCUCAGCGCACGACAUGGGUAAUGUAGGCCCGCAACAUGCCAGACUGAAGGUGGAUAAUAAUGGCGGCGCUUGGUGUCCGAAGCAUAUGGUUUCGCGUGGUCUCAAGGAGUAUUUACAAAUAGACUUGCUGCAAGUACAUGUCAUCACGGCGAUACGUACGCAGGGUCGCUUCGGCAAAGGGCAAGGUCAGGAGUAUACCGAGGCGUAUGUGCUCGAGUAUUGGCGUCCCGGUUUUGAGAAGUGGCUGCGCUGGAAGACCAUACAAGGCAAAGAGAUACUAACAGGCAAUAUAAAUACUUACAGCGAAGUGGAAAAUAUCUUACAACCGAUCAUUUUCGCCUCGAAGGUGCGCAUCUAUCCAUACAGUCAAUACGAUCGUACUGUCUGCUUGCGCGCUGAAGUCGUCGGUUGCCUUUGGGAAGAUGGCAUCGUUUCGUAUAGCAUACCCAAAGGCAUGCAGCGUGGUAUGGAAAUCGAUCUAUCAGAUAAGACCUACGAUGGGCAUGAAGAAAGCGAUCGAUAUAUAAAUGGUUUGGGACAAUUAGUCGAUGGUCAAAAGGGCAAGGAUAAUUUUCGCACCGAUAUUCAUGGCUUUGGAAAAGGCUUUGAAUGGAUUGGCUGGCGUAAUGAUACACCAAAUCUAUUAGGUCAUCCAGUCGAGAUUACGUUUGAGUUCGAAAGCGUACGAAAUUUUAGUGCAGUUAUAUUGCAUACAAAUAAUAUGUUCUCCAAAGAUGUGCAGGUUUUUGUUCACGCAAAAGUCUUCUUCAGCAUUGGCGGUCGACAAUAUGCUGGUGAACCUGUACAAUUCUCCUACAUGCCUGAUACUAUUCUGGAUCAUGCACGUGAUGUGACAAUCAAACUUCAUCAUCGCCUUGGCAAAUAUUUACAGUUGCAUUUAUACUUCGCGGCACGUUGGAUAAUGCUAAGUGAAAUCACAUUCAUAUCGAUGAAAUCUACUGUAAUACGUUCAUGA
Bactrocera oleae (olive fruit fly) is the source of this 3926-nucleotide messenger RNA. Lineage: Eukaryota; Metazoa; Arthropoda; Insecta; Diptera; Tephritidae. The record is from RefSeq and is a predicted model, not a curated record.